AAUAGUAUAGUGUGUUGUAACAAGCCUUACUCAGAAAUGAGUAGCAGAGUAUAAAACGCAGUAUUUAUUCUAUUUGUUGUGAAACACGUUUACAUAAAAAAUAUAUUUCUGACAUCCAACAAGUGGUAAGUACAACUUUAUAUAUAAAAUAAUGUUUCUCAUUUUUACAUAUAGAUGUCGAAUUGCAACGGAGUGUACUCGUAAUUCAUGCAUAGCUUGUGAAUGAUUCUUGUUUAUAACGAACAAUUCAAAAAUAUUGAUAUAAGAAGUUUUUGAAAUUUUCUUGAAUUGAAUGAAUUAUACACGUUUGUGAUAAGAAACGUCAAAACAAGCGGAAGAAAAAGAAAGAACUUAAACGUUGGCAGCUGUCCUAACCUAUUUUAAGAUUCAUGAAAUAGUAUAAUUUCUUAGCAAUUUCUUCUUAUUAGGUAAUAAUUUUAUAAUAAUAUGUCAAGUAAAUUAUUAAAUCGUCAUUCAUGUAUAUUUAUAUUUGACACGGGAAAAAUUUCUCACAGUAUAAGUGACAUAACCUCAGCGAAGUGCCAUUUAUUUAUAUGAAGCUUUCUCAUGUGUGUUAUUUUUUUUCAAGAACAAUAAAAAUGCCAUGCUGGUAUUAUGAGAAAAAAGAAUUACGAAAUACACCAUCCAUUCAAGAUGGAAUUGAUUACGAAACAGAAUGCAGAUAUAGGAAAGAGGGUGCAAGAUUUAUUAUUGACACAGGGACAAAAAUGGAUUUAGGAUAUAAUACAAUGGCAACUGGAGUUGUUUAUUUUCAUAGGUUUUACAUGUUUCAUUCGUUUAAAAAUUUCCCAAGAUAUGUGACUGCAUGCUGUUGUUUAUUACUAGCAGGCAAAGUAGAAGAAACUCCAAAAAAAUGUAAAGAUAUAAUUAAGACUGCAAAGUCUUUGUUAACUGAACAAAAAUUUAUGACAUUUGGAGAAGAUCCAAAGGAGGAAGUCAUAACAUUAGAAAGAAUUUUGUUACAAACUAUAAAGUUUGAUUUGCAAGUUGAACAUCCAUACAGUUACUUGUUAAAAUAUGCAAAAUGUCUUAAAGUUUAUGUACAACAUUGUCAUUACAAUGGGAGCCAGAAAUUAUUGCUGUUGCCCUUAUGUACUUGGCAGGAAAACUUAGCAAAUUUGAAGUAGUAGAUUGGAAUGGAAGGUUACCGAAACAUUUACGUUGGUGGGAUAUGUUUGUUGAAGAUAUAACUAUGGAUCUUCUAGAAGAUAUAUGUCAUCAAGUAUUAGAUUUAUAUUCACAAGCAAAUAAUACAAAGCCACCAGAUUCACCACCAUUAACACCAUCUAAUGAGCCUUGCAGAGAUAGAACUAUAACGGCACCUCCCACAGAAUCAGCAUCUACAACACCAAAUGUUACACCAGGAAAAACUAUUAAAGUUGAAACAGCUGCAGUCUCCGCAAAUGGAUGCUUAACUACAGAUGCCUCAGAAGCAAUUAAACCAAUGGAUGUGCCAACACAUUUCCCAACGUAUCCAGCCAAUUUUGCACCUAGUAAUAUCAAUUAUCCUCCAGCAUUUCCUCCAGCAAACGUAUCUGUACCUCCACCUCCUGUAAAUACAAUGAAUCACAUUGUCCCGCCAAUGCAUCAUAUGGGUACUUCCGCUACCAUCAGACCUGCACCACCUGCACCUACUACAACACCAGCACCAUUUCAACCAUAUCCUUAUCCUACAAAUGCGACAUAUUUUCCUCCAAGUAAUCCAGUACCUUCAGCACCUGCACCACGUACAUAUUACCCCCCACAACCUUAA
This is a messenger RNA of Heterotrigona itama, 1774 nucleotides long. NCBI's taxonomy places the organism in Eukaryota, Metazoa, Arthropoda, Insecta, Hymenoptera, Apidae. The record is from the annotation of a GenBank genome assembly.